Helianthus annuus (common sunflower) is the source of this 600-nucleotide messenger RNA. RefSeq names its product probable transcription repressor OFP9. The record is from RefSeq and is a predicted model, not a curated record. The transcript has a single exon. Bases 1 to 480 code for a protein of 159 amino acids. Lineage: Eukaryota; Viridiplantae; Streptophyta; Magnoliopsida; Asterales; Asteraceae. Gene Ontology annotation, biological process: negative regulation of DNA-templated transcription.
AUGCAAACCUCUAGAGGUCAUCUCAAGAAGCAAAAGCUUCCAUAUAAAGGAUGCAAGACAUUCUGUUGCAAUUGUAGGCUUAGUGUUUCAUCUUCUUCUGAAGAAGAAACCGACAGCAGGAAAUCAGACCGAUUUCCAACUGUCUCAAGCCUUGCACACGCGAUGGUUCAAGAACGAUUAGACCAAAUAAUUAGAGAAAGACAAGAAAGAAAAUAUGAAGAGAGGAGGAGAAGGGUAAGAGAAGAGGGUAAUAGGUUGUUUGUGAUGGUGGCCAUGGAGAAAUCGUCUUAUAAUCUUAGACAAGAUUUUCGCGACUCCAUGAUGGAGAUGAUCACUACAAACAGGAUUUCCGACCCUAAAGAUCUUCGUCGGCUUUUAAAUUGUUAUAUAUCGAUGAACUCUGAGGAAUUUCAUAGUGUUAUACUUGAGGUUUUUCAUGAGGUUUGUUCAAAUUUGUUCUUGUAUUGUAAGUGCCAGUAAAGACUACUAAUAUUCUUUGUUAAUGAUCAUAGAUGUUAAGUUGAACGUUAUUCUACGUUUCUAUUUUCUCAUAUAUGGUAAAGUAAACGAGUUAUGUAUGCGAGUAAUAUAUUAAAACGA